This is a messenger RNA of Zophobas morio, 1159 nucleotides long. RefSeq names its product fibrinogen-like protein A. The record is from RefSeq and is a predicted model, not a curated record. NCBI's taxonomy places the organism in Eukaryota, Metazoa, Arthropoda, Insecta, Coleoptera, Tenebrionidae. The transcript is spliced from 4 exons. The coding region runs from base 16 to 1095 and encodes 359 amino acids.
GUUGGUUGCUUAAACAUGCAGAUGAUUCGCAAAUCAGUUUUUACUUUGUACUUGUUGUUAAAUUUGUUUUUAUUUAUAAGGGCAGAUAAUCAAGACACGGCAACCCGAAUUCUGCAACAUUUCGACGUCGUUUCCACGAGUCAAAGACCGUCUGACUCCCUUAAAAUCGACCAAGCUCUAACCAAACAACUGGAAAUUUUUCAAGAAAAUCUCACCACUAAACUAAAAGCUUUAGAAGCUACGAAUUUGAAACAGUUAGACGAGUUAACGCAUCGUGUGGAAGCUCUAGAAGCCGCUAAAACGUCAACACAACAAGUCGUACACCGUCUAGAAGCUCUCGAGUUUGAAAAUAAUCGCCUAAAAUUUUCCGAAUUGACGAAGACCGCACAAUUGGACCAGUUAACACGUCGUCUAAAGGCGCUUGAAAAUAAAAAUUCAAAUCUUCCACGUAAUUGUAGAGAAAUUAAAGAGAGGGGUUACGAUAUUUCUACCACUUACCUAAUAAAACCAGACUUUGCCCCUAAUGCCAUAAAAGUCCUAUGUGACUUGGAAAAGAGGGGCGGUGGAUGGACGUACAUUCUUAAUAGGUUUGAUGGAUCGCAAAGCUUUGGCUUUGAUUUGGAAGAAUAUAAAAAAGGGUUUGGUAAUCUUUCUGGUGAAUUUUGGCUGGGGCUGGAUAACAUUCACUAUUUGACUGGUUAUAAAAAUAACGAGUUGUUGGUGGAACUAGAAGAUUGGAAGAACAGGUCAAUGUUCGCCCAUUAUGGUCGUUUCAGUGUGGGCAGUGAAGAUGAAGAUUACGUAAUGACUGCGAAGGAAUAUAGCGGUACGGCUACAAACGGCAUGAUUUACAGUGACAAUAUGAAAUUUAGUACAAAAACGAAAGAUCGGGAUUUGAUGCCUUCAGAAAAUUGUGCAGAAUAUUUGGACGCAAGUUGGUGGUUCCGCGACUGCACUAGGUGUCUUCUCACGGGAAAGUACUCGAAAGGAGAACGUUCUUUUUAUGAGGAAAGGCAAAGUAUGUUCUGGAGCACAAACACGGAAACUUAUAUUCUCAAGAAAGCCAAAAUGAUGGUUAGGCCUAGACUUAAAUGAAAUAAGAAUUAAAUUUGUUAUUUCUGUUGUUUAGCACCCAAUAAAAUUCUCUUAAUUUCAUAAA